GGGGGGGGCGUGGGGGGUGGGCAGUUUGGUUGUGCAGUGCAGUCAAUCGGAUUUAGUGUAAGUGAAAAUGGGUGAUUGAUGAAAGGCGGAGAGAAAGGAAUGCGAAAGGCUAAAGAGAGGCACUUGCCGUUUUCCGCUAAGAGCAGCAAACCUGGGGGUGGUUGACUUGACCUGCCUUGAAAGAGGGCAAUUUGCCUGCCAGGCGGCCUGGUAGGUGGCUGCAGGGUGCGCAUCUCCAAGCUCAGGACGAGAACCAGGUUGGGUUGGGGUGAUUGGGGUGGUUUGGCUGGGCACUGGCUGCUGGGACUGCUAUUACCGCCGCUGUCACUUGUCUUUUUCUAUACCGGGGAACCUGGGGGACGGAUGGGUUGGGGGCGAUCUGUUGGAACGGGGAGGCAUCCUGGAGGAUGGGCUCCUCACCAAGAGGGCACUACCCGGCGGUACUGCACGAAAUGAGAUGCCAGCUUCCCAGAUGAAGACAAGGCCGGGGCCUUAUCAGAGCGUCUGAUUUGUGGUGGUUUCCAGAGUUGUGCUAAUCUAGUGGUGGUGCAAUUUCUCUUGUGCUUUGCUUAGCGCAGGCCUGCGGGCUUCUCGUCGUCAGUGGCCGUCCAAAAUGCAAGAAUGAGGAAUACUAUGUAAAUGCACCAGCAAUUGCCUGUUGGUUGGUGCAGUGGGUGAGUGGGACGGGAGAUGCAGCCCUUAUGGUGUCGCUUGUGACGAGAAUGGAUCAUUCCUAUGACCAGCAGCCAGCGGCACUACACUUUGUCACAAAGCCAACAUCUCAAUCAAGAAGUCCACCCCACGGGGAAAGACGGGAAUGUGCCGUCAACGUGCCCAUCUGAAGCUUGUGGACUGUCCAUCCAUCCAGUCGGCUCCAAUAGACUACUUGUUGCUCGACCAGCGACAGCUAGACCCGGGUGAAAACCGACGGACCCCAACAGAAUGGUCGUGGAAGGUUAGCCGCGCAAGCAGUCGUCGUCUAGUUUCUUUCAGGACUGAAUGGUCCGGAUAUCAUGCCCCCCACGCUCCACGGGCUUCGUCUUCGUCUUGGCCGCCAUUUUCCGCUCGAAACCAGAACAUGGCUGCUGGAUGCAUGCAUCGCAAACGCCUGAGGGUCCAUGAUGACGACUGUCCCGCUCAAUGACGGAGCUUGAGGUUUGCCAUUCUGUAUCGUAAUCCGGGUAACAGUUGAUAUGUUGAAGGCGACUUGCCUCGACUCAUGGCAGACGCAAGUGACGAUUCGAGGCAUGUACCUCGCUGCGAUAUCCGAUCAUCCAGUCUGUCUGCAACCCGGCAACGCCCAGAAGAAGAAGACGGGGUUCCUUUGGCAAGCCGCGAAAUUCGACGGAAGACCACUUCGGAUGGCAGGAUCGCGAAUAUGUGACGUGCAACCCCGAUUAUCUCCCUGAUCAACGUGUGGGAAAUCGGGCAGUGUGGCCCGCUACACAAAGAAGUCAAAACCGUACAACCAAAUCAAUGCGAGGUUGCGGCGUUGCCACUUCUUUCGUGAAUGCACGGGCCAGCCGUGCUCACAGUCAACCCAGCCCAUCCUGACCGCGCUAAUAAGUUCGCCGCAGAAAAACGUCCAACCCUUUUCCCAACAUCGCCUCAUUUCGAGUUCGACCGCUGACAUCCCCGUGCAACAACCGCGCACUUGCUGGAAUUUUGACCACAGCUAGCCCUUACAUCUACCCAGAUGGCCGAUCAUAACGGAUCCCGUAUCGCCAUCCGAUUUGGUGCCUCAAGUUCAAACGCUCCCAAGAACGCUCCUAAGAACGCUCCCAAGAAUGCAUCGCGCCCCACACCAACGACUGCCCUAGGCAAGCGGUCACGAGGUGGUUUCGACAAUGAUUCCGAUGGCGACGAAUCCGAAGAAGAGAGACAUGAAUCCAUCACUCACUUCGGCGCCAACGGGGCUGAGAAUGACGAUGACGACCAAGAACGAAAUCGCCGGGACCGCUCCUCGCCUGGUGGACGACGCCGCAGGAGUCGAAGCAGAAACUCUGUAGAGCGAGCAAGCCGUCCGGAUCCACCUCGGUCCAACCAGGAUCACGUUGAAGAGGAGGAGCCGUUGCAGUACGGGCUCGUCCUUUCGAAAAAGCCCAACAGGGACGCCGCAAAGGACGACGCCGACAAGGACGACGCCGACAUGCCUGCCGUGCCCAAGGAUGCCGACGAGGAGGCCAUUGCAGCACUGAUGGACGCAGGGGGUAAGCGCGCUUCACAUCGCACAGAAGAUGAAGCCUAUCGAGACGCCGCAGCCGAUGCACCCGAGGUGGACGACGAGGCUACGUACGAUGCAUUCCCCGUCGAGGGCUUCGGUGAGGCGCUACUAAAGGGGCAGGGCUGGGACGGCAAAAUGCGAGGUCCGAAAGCAAAGGAGGUCAAGAAGCGCCCCAACGGCAUCGGCCUGGGGGCCAAGAAGAUGACGGUAGAAGAGGACCUCGGCGGCUGGGACAGCAAGGGGAAGCCCUCCGGGAAACGACCCCGGCUUGAUGAAUAUCGAAGCGAGAAGGACAAGGAGCGCAGCAGGCGGGAAGACAGGCACCGCGACAGCUACAAGAACGAACGAGACCGUGACCGAGACCGGGACCGGGACAGGGACAGGGACCGUCCCAGGGACAGACACCGCGACCGCGACCGGGACCGGGAUCGCGAUCACUACCGACACCGCGACAGAGACAACCGACGAUGAGGCUGCGGUAAAUUUUUGGCAUGCAUCAAUGGGGGCGCAUCGGCUAGACGGACUGUUUUUGAGACAAAUCAUGACCACAAAUCACCAAUACUCCUUCUGAGACAGCCUCCUCCAGCAAACACCAUCUGCCCUCGACUCGGAGAUACUGACGCCCAUUGAGCUCCGGGUCAAAAAGCUUCAAGCCGGCCGGCUGGUGCCGAACUUUGAUCCCGCCCAUUUAGGUUGGCCGCGGUCAGAUCAAGCAUCACGUUUGCACCCAAGCCAGAGCGCUCUCUCUCAUUCAAGGCAAGUCUGGAAGUCCGUUCCAUUUCAUUUCAUGACACUACGGUCUUAUGUUACGUCUUGCCGUAGGCCUCUCCUACGUGACCUUGAAAACUCACUUCAAGCUACUGGGUUUCUUGUUGGUGGCUUGAGUAGUCGUCCAGGCUAAAAUGCCCCCAAAAGACAAAGAGUCGCAUGCUUGAAGCCUGUUGGAUGCUGGGAGCGAUGUCACAUCGUGUCAUGAUCUUCACUUUCUGUGACGCGGAACUUUUAGUACCACUGAGAUACAUGCCUGCUUGCCUUCUAGGAAGGGAUGCUGGGCGAGCAUCACCAGACAACGUCUUUGCGAGCUCGAAGCUGCAGAUCCAAGCGCCGAACAACGGUCGUUGCUCAUCCGUGGACAUCGACGGUAUUCUCCCUGACCAUGCUACCCUGCACUCCCUUUUCCGUGAUUUCACCUAUACUCGCUUCGCUCAUCUCUGGCGCUAGAAAACCGACAGAUUCGAGUCGGAGAUACACCGUGAUGGAGUGAAUCUGCAUAUUCCCCUCCAUGGGGCACGUUGUCUACUGUCCACGGCCCUUACGCUGGUGGCAGCUAUUGCCUAUCCAUCGCGGAACGGAAGCUUCCAACACUAUUGAAUCAAUAAUUCGAUUUGGCCGCGACGACGACAGUCACAGCCCGAACUUUCUUUUGCUAUUUGCUUUUGCCGGGGCUCUUCCGCAGGAUGUGGUGGUCGUGGUCGGCGAUAGUGCCGGGCAAAGCUAGGGUUUCGUUCUGCAUGGUGAUGGAGCUUGAAGUUGCCCUUAUUUUAGAGUGUUCUUCCAGAACACCCACUAGCAUCGAUCAAUUCAGUAAUGUUGGUCUGUUGGCUCAGCGCACGGCCUAGACGUGCGUCUAGGCGAGGUCCACCUUGCUUCGCGUCUCGAGAAGCAGACCGACUGGGAAUUCUCGUCCAUCUGCAUGUUGAAUGCCGCAAUAAGGAGUAUGUUCAUCGGGGAAGCAGCCGCCUGCUUGUCGCUACAUCCUCACUGCUUUUGUUUCAAUGAGUAUACGGGGC
Molecule: messenger RNA, 4014 nt
Organism: Diaporthe batatas
Lineage: Eukaryota; Fungi; Ascomycota; Sordariomycetes; Diaporthales; Diaporthaceae
Exons: 2
Coding region: 1697-2695 (332 amino acids)
Biological process (GO): mRNA splicing, via spliceosome
Cellular component (GO): spliceosomal complex
Source: RefSeq, a predicted model, not a curated record